Messenger RNA from Belonocnema kinseyi, 1205 nucleotides. Its product is annotated as tumor necrosis factor receptor superfamily member 10B-like. The transcript has 2 exons. NCBI's taxonomy places the organism in Eukaryota, Metazoa, Arthropoda, Insecta, Hymenoptera, Cynipidae. The record is from RefSeq and is a predicted model, not a curated record. Bases 480 to 1019 code for a protein of 179 amino acids. Gene Ontology annotation, molecular function: protein binding.
AAAAUUUUCUUAUCAAUUCAAAAUUGAAAAUAAAUACAACUUUCAAAAUAAAUUGUUUAACUUGACCUCAUUUCCAUUUUGGACUAUUCCGAAUCCUUCGUAAAUUUCUAAAAGGAUAUCGCUUGCCCGGAAGAGAACUCAUAAAUACGAGAAAGGUGUUUCUAUUUCGAGAAUUUGGUCCAUCGAAUCAAUAUCGAGUUUCGAGUGACGAGGAAAAAAAUGUUGUGGUUCAUUUUUCUAUCUUGUGAGAUAAAAGUGAUGAAAGUUGACUGAGAAAAUUUAAGUUAAAUUGUUAUUUAAUCAAUUUAAAAAGAAGCAAUUUAAUAUAUUAAAAAAAGUGAGUGUGAGUGAAGAAAUAACGAAGGUUUGAUUAUAAAUUUGUAAGUAAAAGUGAAAGAAAAGUACAAAGUUUGUGAAAAGAAAAUCAACUGGAAGAGGAAAUAAGCUGUUUUACCAGAAGUUGAGGAAUUUCACUUAGGAUGGAAUCCAAAAGGGAAUUUUUGGCUGUGCUCUUUUUAGUUUCUUCUAUUAUCUUCUUACUAGGGGUUGCAGAAUGUCGUCCACACAUCAGGCACCACCACGAAGGAUCCCACUGCAGUAGAUGUCCCCCAGGACUGGGAGUCAUAAAACAUUGCUCCCAAGGUCGGGACACCCAAUGUGGAGAAUGUUCUCCAGGAACCUACAGUCCACAUCACAGCAGUCAACCUUGCUGGAUUUGCUCCAGGUGUGGUCCAGGACUCUAUGAGGCUCAUCCUUGUUCCUCAACAAUGGACACAGUUUGUGACUCCUGUCAUCGGCAUGUCCCGGAAAAUCCCGAUUAUCAAAGAAAAUGCCAGGGUCGAGCUAAUUUUUUCCUGGCUCCUGAGGAUGCCCAAAGCACUGGUGAAGAAAGUAUCCUCGUCAAUGAUCCUGAAGACGACCUUGAGGAUCCUCAGGAUAGGGAUGAUCUUCUCAAAAAAGACGCGGAUGCUGUCCUCGAAGACUCGCAAGAAAACUUCAACGAAAUGCAGAGUCUUUAAAUUUUUUUGGAAAUCCUUGAAAGGAAAUCUGCAGGCUGUAAAAUUAAAUUUGUGUUGAAAGUUGUUCACAAUUUUCCGGUGAAAUGUCAGUAACAGGAAUGAUGAUCUUCUAAAAGAAGUGGAUCCUGUUCUUGAAGACUCUAAGAUAAACUUCAACGAAAUGCAGAGUCUUUACAUUUUUUUUAA